Molecule: messenger RNA, 3960 nt
Organism: Cydia strobilella
Lineage: Eukaryota; Metazoa; Arthropoda; Insecta; Lepidoptera; Tortricidae
Gene: rho-4
Product: rhomboid-related protein 2
Exons: 9
Coding region: 260-1417 (385 amino acids)
Cellular component (GO): membrane
Molecular function (GO): serine-type endopeptidase activity; calcium ion binding
Source: RefSeq, a predicted model, not a curated record
CUGUGGUCAGUUGCUAACGGUGUUGUAUCGUUGAUGGAUUUAUUCCGUGGUCUUCGUGAAAUACGAUUUCAAUAAAAACUUAUCAUAAAUAUCGAACUUUUCACAUAACAUUAUCUUAUCACGCGUCCUCGAAGAUUAAUCGAUGAUGCAUAACACUAGCUGCGCCCAAACUCCGACAGUGUUGUGAUGUGCUACUUUGCGAAUAUUGUUGUAUAAGUUGGUUUGGUUGUUAGUCACGCGUGAUUUUUAGUGAAAGAAAAUGUCUGGGCAAAGAGAAACUACCGUUUCGGUGCCGCUGACGCCGACGAGGUCUGAUUUGUACUGGCGGAGAAUAUUUAACAAAUACGACCGAGAUUCGGACGGCAAGAUAUCCUACGCGGAACUCAAAGAAAUCAUCGAAUCCCGAGAAUACGAACACGAUCUUCCAGACAACGUAGUAGAAAAGAUCAUGGUGCUGGCCGAUAAAGACAAUUCGGGGCACCUAGACUUCAACGAGUUUGUCGAGAUGAUGCAUAAUCCGGACUUUAAGGCGGUCUUUGGGCAUUUUGUGGCGCGAUAUGUGCACUCUAUUGUGCCGCAUCGGGGGCCUGUGGAUACGACAGGAAGGUGGCCUGGGCUCCAGUAUCACUCGACUCGUGAUGGCGGGAUGGGGCCAGGAUUCCUGUACGUGCCGAAACCUCAUCGUGACGGCACCUACGAAGAGGAGUACUCGUGCUGGCCACCAGCCAUCUGCAUGAUCCUCAUCUCGCUGGUGGAGAUCGUCAUGUUUUGCUACGACGCCGCCAAUGGGAGUACGACGGCCGUGGGACCGCUCGCGAAGAUAUUCAUAUACAAUCCGAAUAGGAGACAUGAGGCGUGGCGGUUUAUCACGUACAUGUUUGUGCAUGUUGGCGUCGUUCAUCUCCUAGUCAACCUACUAGUACAGCUCUUCCUCGGCGUGCCACUCGAAAUGGUCCAUCGCUGGUGGAGAGUGACCCUAGUAUACUUGGCGGGCGUAGCAGCCGGCUCUUUAGCCACAAGCUUAACGGAUCCACGCGUCCAUUUAGCCGGUGCAUCAGGGGGAGUUUACGCGCUUAUAGCGGCGCACAUAGCUACUAUUAUAAUGAACUGGGCAGAGAUGGAGUUUGCCAUAAUACAACUUCUCGUCUUCCUUCUAUUGGCAGCAGUUGACAUCGGUACAGCAGUAUACGACCGUUAUUGGGGCGCCGGAGUCACUAAUAUCGGCUACGUGGCGCAUCUAGCCGGCGCGAUCGCGGGUCUCUUAGUCGGCAUCGGCGUUCUCCGCAACCUCGAGAAGCGGAAAUGGGAGAAACGGCUCUGGUGGGCGGCCGUCAUCAUCUACUGCUCCCUCAUGCUGGCCGGCAUCCUCGCCAACAUCUUCUGGGUGGACCACUUCCCUAAAACCCAGCUAUCUUAGAACCUGUAGGCUUGGCGUAAGGUCUUUACCAUAUGUCCUUUUUGGGUCUGUAUUGUUUUCCAUAUAGUUUUAAGUCAUAAUGUAUUGUUUGUCCACAUUUUCGUUAGUCAUAAUUUGGUUUUUCUCAGAAACGCAUAACUUUUCAGGAUUGCAAUAAAACAAACCUAACCUAACCUAUCUAUAGGAUAACCUGAGGAAAAGGGUUUCAGAAUUAUGACUAAUGAUAAUAUGACAAUUAUUACAUUAUGACUUUUAAUAAUUAUGUCAAACAAAGUGACCCCGUCCUUGUUGUUGGCUUAUAGCCAAAUUAUAGGAUGAAGUGAUAUCGACUAAAAAUAACAAUAGCCUAAGGGCCUGUUUCACAAUGUCCAAGUAAAGUCCUGAAUAAGCUACUUGCCACUUAUCUGACAAAUAAAGUCAUCGUUGGCGUUUCACAAUCUCCAAAUAAGCUUUAUCUGCUGGAUAAAGUGCUUUUUUUGUAGGAAAUUUUAUCUGGCAGUUAAUUUAUUUGUUAAUUAGCUAUCCAAUACUUUAGUUGGACAUUGUGAAACAGGCCCUAAGAGUUGUGAAAAUAGUUGUGGGCCUACUGUGAAUCAGUAUUUGUUGCUUCAUAUAGACAUAGUUUGUUUGUGUCAGAUCAGUGCGGAACUACAGUAAUUUUUAAGUGAUUUUAGUGCUAGUUAUUUAUAUGUGAACUAAACGCUUUAAGUUUAUCCUAAUCUAGCAAAGUUCUUUUUAAGCUAUUUUAAAUUGAAAAUUACAUUUUAUUUUUCGUUUAACCCGAACAGAAUGAGUGUGUUAAAAAAAAGUCAUACCUACUUUGUUAUAUCCCAUGUUGCCUUCAAAAUUAUCUUUAGAUAAUAUGAAAAUAUCAAUAUUUACGUGUUCAUGAUUGCCUUAUGAGAAUGAUUAGUAAUUUACUGUCAUUCUAAAACUUCUAAAUGUAUAUUUUGGUUUAAGAUUACCUAAGUAGUAUUUUAUAUAAGAGAAUCGCGAAAUGUCGUUGAUUACUUAUAGCCAUUUUAAAUGGUUUAAUUUUAAGUAGCUUUUUAUAGGAUGUCAAUUCGACAUUAUAACGAGGGACAAUUUCUGAUUGUCCUUUAUAUAUUGUAUAUUUAAAAAGCUUUAAUAGUUUGCUAGAAUUGAAGUUAUCGUUAUAAUAUUGAGACGUGGAAGGAAUUCAUACGACAAUGAGUGCCUUAUUUAAUUUCAAUUUCUUUCUAUUGCAUUUUGUAUGUUUGUACAUGUUUGUUAUAUUGUUCCUUAUAUGCUCAAUGUCUUUGAAGUGUCUAAUAUAUAGACGAAUAAUAUCAUUAGGAGUCAAGUUAGGUACUAUAUUUAAACAACCUAGUAAUUAAUGUUGAAUAUAAAUUAUUCGUAAUCCGCCCAAUUUUAGGCGUUUCGGUAAAACAUGAGCUUAACUUUAGCAAAGCCUGUGCAGUGAAAAAAGGCGCAUUCGUUAAAUAAUAAAUUGUAGUGUUGAAGUUUCUAUACUGAUAUAUAGUUUGUCAAAGGACUGCAUUUCAAACAUAGAGAGAAUCAUACUAUCUUUGUCUUACAGUGGUACUAGCACCCAAAAGGAUGAGAAUAGUUUUAUUUGUUCUUACUGACAAUUUGGUUUGACUAACUAUAUUAAAUAAUUUAUUUAAAAAAAUAUGUUCAUGCAGCACAAAUUUUUGAUUUAAAUUCACUUUGAUCUCACAACUUUCCAUUCUUUUAGUGAAAGAUUAUUCCGCUAUUGUAUUGUAAAUAUUGUAUUAUAUUGCAAGCAAACUUACAGAAAGCGGGGCCUUAUUCUGUGUUAAAUCUCUAUGUUAUAUACUAUUGUAUAAUUUGUUUAUACGAAGCUGUGCCUAAGUGUCAUAUUGAAUAUGUAGGUACAAUCGAAGGAUUAUUUCCCACCCAUUUUGUACUUUUGAGCUUUGUCACAGUGACAAUAGUAUGAGGUCCCUAGCGACUUUCAUAUUAAUUGUCCCUGUGACAAGGUACAAAAUGGGUCGGGAAUUAAAUUCUUCCUGUUAUUUUGUUAUUAAAGGCAAUGUAUACAUGUAAAAUCAAGUAUUUCCCUUAAUAGGUUGUUUUACGUUAAUAUCAAAUCAAACAAAAAUACAGUUGCGCCGAGAACAGCCACUCGUACCUCAUAUAUUUUGUAGUUUUGUAUUUUUAACGGGCUACAGAGAACUAUUUUAUAGUCAACAUAAAGUGAAAUUUUGUAUUCUAAAUAUAAUUAUAGAAAAGUGAUUGUAUAAUUUAAAAUACGUAACGUGGUAAAUAUUCCUUUGCCCACCAAAUUUGACUAAUCUUUCAAAAAAUUGUUUUAGCAACUUUUUCAAAUAUUCGCUUUUGAGCAAGUGUAGAUUGUAGAAAAUGUAAGAAUUAAUAAAAUAAAAUGAAAGGAAGCUUAUAUUAUUUUAAUAGGAUUUUAAUGUUUUGUAAAUAUAAGCCUAGUGUACCCAUUUUUAAGUUCCUGUGUUAUUUUUGUGAAACACGCACAAUAGUAAGUUGUGAUAAAAAUAUUUUAAAAUAAAUGCCAUUUAUAUUUA